ACAGACUGGUCGACGCCGAGUUCGAGUUAGCCUGUGUGGCCUGCGUCAAAAUAUUCAACACCAAGAAAGCGCUCAGGCAUCACAACACCACCAAGAAACACAUGCGCAAGGUGGAGGCGUUGAGGCAAGAGUUGGAACUGGAUGACGACCUACUCAGCGACAGUGAUACUUAUACCGAGGCGAAUGGGUCUGCCAGUGUAUCCGGUGCGGCAUCGCCCUUUCCCAUAGUGGAUGACGCACACACACUCCCAUUGGCCGAUGAGACUAACGACGGACCAGCACAGUGUGGCGAUGUAAACACACAGCCAAGUGACCUCAAUACCAACCACGUGAGCGAUGACGACAGGAUAGGCGAGCCAGAAAGUGGUGGGGCUUUGGCGGACAAAGAGGCUAGUGGGUGCGAGGGAAAGGCCCUGGCCUAUGCGACACCCGCGAAAGGCAAGAAGAAGAAGAAGAAGAACAUCAACAGGCACGGCGGAGAGACCGUAGACGAUGUGGCGCUGCAGGCUGCACUAGACGCGUUGGACGUCAGGAACAACGAAUCCGACGAUGAGAAACCUCAAAAAAAGAAAAAGGGCAGGCGGGCCGCCAAGGGCGCCAAAGCGACGACUGAGAACAUCUGUGGCAGCACCACAGAGAGUAGUAACACAGAGAGGGGAACGAAGUCGAAGGCAAAGGCCAAGGUUAGUGCGGAGGUGAAUGCGUGCAGCGUGUGCGACGCCGAGUUUGAUACGCGGAAUGAGGUGUUCCGGCACCUGGAGACGGCGCAUGAGAUGAGGAAAGGCGGCAAACAGAAAGGGAAGAGAAGGUAGUGUCGGGUAGAAGGAUAAGUCCUGGCGAGUAAUUUAGAUCUUCAAUGGGAACAGUAAAAGGUAGAAUCGGCCAGAAAGGGUUUGUCGAGUAAUCAUUUACGGCUGUGGAUACAAACCAACUGAUAGGAAGUCACUGCAGGUCAACGUCUGACUAUUUUGUUUGUUUGUAAUGUUUAGUGCUAGAAUAGGCCGUGGACUCAGUCUGAGCGGUUGUUCAUGACACACACACACGUCUCCCCGUACAAUAAAG
Messenger RNA from Sphaeroforma arctica JP610, 1062 nucleotides. RefSeq lists its product as hypothetical. The record is from RefSeq and is a predicted model, not a curated record. The coding region runs from base 102 to 812 and encodes 236 amino acids. The transcript is spliced from 4 exons. NCBI's taxonomy places the organism in Eukaryota, Ichthyosporea, Ichthyophonida.